AUGCGUAACAUCUUUACCCUUACAGAGAGGGCCCGAGAUAGAGGUGGGAGGAUCGUCUUUGACCUCAACUUUGUUGACAGGACGCUGGACGCAUUCUUUCUUGGCCAACUCAUCGUCCUCACUGUGGGUGAAGAACGAACCUCGACUGGCCCGCCCAAACAAGCUCUAGCCUGGAAACCUUCUGUCUUGGGGAACAACUUACCAGCUGGUGCUUCGGCUCCCGGGACCCCCCAACUUCAGCUUUGGGGCUACGCGAACUUCAUCUAUGAGGUUGCCCAACCUCAUGUUAUCUCCAUUCCCGAGGGGCAUAGAGUCAAUGUCAAGUUAAUUGGAAGCAACUGGACGAAUCCAGAUGGAUCUCUGCUUGCUAAUGUCGUCCCUGGUAUCGGAGGAGAAGAGGGGUAUGUUGAUACCAAAGGAGUAUUUCAUGUAGAUGUUCGAUAUGUCGCACAGUUCGUGAGCGAUGGAAAAUAUGCUUACGUGCAACUGAAAGGCAACGGAACGGCUGGUCGAUCCAAUAAAGUCACCAUGUCGGUCACACAUCUUCAACUUCAUAGCUCAUUUUACCUCGAUGUUUAA
Cantharellus anzutake is the source of this 579-nucleotide messenger RNA. RefSeq lists its product as uncharacterized. The coding region runs from base 1 to 579 and encodes 192 amino acids. NCBI's taxonomy places the organism in Eukaryota, Fungi, Basidiomycota, Agaricomycetes, Cantharellales, Hydnaceae. The record is from RefSeq and is a predicted model, not a curated record. The transcript is spliced from 4 exons.